AUGGGCCAGUGCUUCCACAACCAGACCGUGGACUUCUUCUACAAGAACAGCGGCAAGGAGCUGAGCGCGCACUGGAGGCCCAAGGACGUCCUGGUGGUGGCCCUGGGGCUGACCGUGAGCCUCCUGGUGCUGUUCACCAACCUGCUGGUCAUCGCGGCCAUCGCCUCCAACCGCCGCUUCCACCAGCCCAUCUACUACCUGCUGGCCAACCUGGCGGCGGCCGACCUCUUCGCGGGCAUCGCUUAUCUCUUCCUCAUGUGCCACACUGGCCCCUACACGGCCCGCCUCUCGGUGAACCGCUGGUUCCUGCGCCAGGGCCUGCUGGACGCCAGCCUGACGGCGUCGGUGGCCACGCUGCUGGCCAUCGCCGUGGAGCGGCACCGCAGCGUCAUGUCCGUGCAGCUGCACAGCCGCCUGUCACGGGGCCGUGUGGUCCUGCUCAUCGCCGUCGUCUGGGUGGCCGCGCUGGGCCUCGGGCUGCUGCCCGCCCGCUUCUGGCACUGCCUGUGCGCCCUGGACCGCUGCUCCAGGAUGGCACCGCUGCUCAGCCGCACCUACCUGGCCGUCUGGGGCCUGUCCAGCCUGCUGGUCUUCCUGCUCAUGGUGGCCGUCUACACCCGCAUCUUCUUCUACGUCCGCCGUCGGGUGCAGCGGAUGGCUGACCACGUCAGCUGCCACCCGCGCUACCACGAGACCACCGUCAGCCUGGUGAAGACUGUCGUCAUCAUCCUGGGUGCCUUCGUGGUGUGCUGGACGCCGGGUCAGGUGGUGCUACUGCUGGACGGCCUAGACUGCCGCUCAUGCAACGUGCUGGCCGUGGAGAAGUACUUUCUGCUGCUGGCAGAGGCCAACUCGCUGGUCAACGCUGCCGUCUACUCCUGCCGGGACGCUGAGAUGCGCCGCACCUUCCGCCGCCUGCUCUGCUGCUCCUGCCUGCGCCGCCCUGGCCGUGGGUCCCCAGGCUACCUGCCCGCCGCCGCCCGCGCCAGCACCCGAGUCAUGUUGUCCGAUGGCGGAGGCGGCAGCCCGCCCACUGACUCAACCCUCUAG
Suncus etruscus (white-toothed pygmy shrew) is the source of this 1050-nucleotide messenger RNA. It is a transcript of the gene LPAR2, whose product is annotated as lysophosphatidic acid receptor 2. The transcript has 2 exons. The record is from RefSeq and is a predicted model, not a curated record. Gene Ontology annotation, cellular component: membrane. Bases 1 to 1050 code for a protein of 349 amino acids. Gene Ontology annotation, biological process: G protein-coupled receptor signaling pathway. Gene Ontology annotation, molecular function: lysophosphatidic acid receptor activity. Lineage: Eukaryota; Metazoa; Chordata; Mammalia; Eulipotyphla; Soricidae.